Messenger RNA from Drosophila busckii, 2001 nucleotides. RefSeq lists its product as uncharacterized. NCBI's taxonomy places the organism in Eukaryota, Metazoa, Arthropoda, Insecta, Diptera, Drosophilidae. The record is from RefSeq and is a predicted model, not a curated record.
CUGCGCUGCGCCUUUGAGCCAAGCUUAGCUGCGUUUUAAUUUCAUUAAUGUUAUUGUUGCUUUCGCUUUUGGGGCUUUGGGUGUGACGCGUUCUCGUUCAGUGUGAGGUGAACGUGUGAGCGGGCAACACGUCAACGCAACGAAAACGCGCGACGCGCUGCGCUAAAAACAAAACAGAAAAAACAAGUUAAAACAGAGAGAGAGAAGCGAAAACGAUUAACAGCGGCAACAACUCAAGUGUGAACUGUGUGUGUGUGUUUUUGAGGUUAUGUAACUUCGAGUUAAAAAGCAAUAACAGCAGCUAACUAAAAACGCCAAACACGUUCGAAGACAAACGCGCAAAUUGCACAUUCCAACAAAAAAUAUGGAGCACGAGUCGCAAGCGCAGGCGCCAACGCAGGCGCCAACGCCGUCGCAUCCGCUGCAGGAUGUGCCGUUGGCUGAGGAGCAGCAACAACAACAGACGCCCAAAAAUUGGGUUAAAUUUGAUGACGAAGCGACAGCGACAGACGGCAGUGAAAAUAACAACAAUGAAGGCAAUGCCACACAGUCGACGUCGCAGUCGCAGUCGCAGCAGCAGCAAAACAAGUUAAUGCUGCCCCCACCGCCGCCGUCUGUGGUAAGCAGCAACAACAACAGACGCGCGCGCUCGCGCAGUCCAGCAGCAACAACAACAACAACUACUCCAGAACCAGCGCAGCGCGCUGCAGUUUCCUCCACCACAAGUGCGGCUGGAGCAACGUUAACGGAUGUGACGCCCGCUGUUUUGACAACUGAGAGCACGCACGUUAAUCUGAAUGCAUCCGGCAGUGGCAGCACUCCGUCCCGUUCACAUCCACAGCAGCUAAUAAACCAAAAAGCAAGUGCGGCAAAUGCCGCAGCGGCCACAACAUCAUCAGCGUCAACAGCAGCAGCAGCAGCAGCAGCAACGUCCACUCAGCCAAAUGGCAACAACACAACAGCAAGAGCAUCAGCAUUGCGGUGGAUCCAGCCGCCGGCAUGCGCACUAUUGAAUUGUCAACGGGUCGUAUACGUGAGGGUUUUGCUCAAUGGAGAUGUAAUUGUGACACUGCUGCCGGCGAAUACGAAGUGGCCCUGGAUCACACCCGCCAUAUUUCGUCCCGAGCUGGUGCCCGAGGAGCUGAUGGCCCAGGGCUUAACCCUCACUGUGGAGGACUAUGUGAACGCCAUGGAAACGCUGGUCAAUGACUAUCGCUUUACGGUCUAUAAUAUUUGCUAUAAACGCAUACUGGUGUGCUGGAUACUUUUUGCAUUCACUGUGCUGCUGGCGCUGCUCUUCUCUGGACUGCAGGGCGUGGCGCUGUUCUCGCUGGGCGUGGGCUGGCUGUUCCUCAAUGCGGCGGCCAUAUUCCUUUGCAUGUGGGUGAAGCUGCGACUGUCGCGUGGGCUGGAGAAAUGUUUGGCCCGAGUGAAUAAGCAGCUGAUGCGGCAUAAGAUUUUGCUGGUGCUGGACGAUCGUGGACGCAUUAGUUGCCACAAGGUGAAUCUUUGCUUCAUGUACUUCGAUUCGACGCAGUGCGUGAGUUUUCUCAAUGAAUUUCUGGAGCACACGGAGCAAAAUGGCGGCGAGGCAAUCAAGGCGGGCUGGGAGGCCAAGCUGGACAUAGAUGUUAACGAUAUUGUCAUACAAGGCAGUCAGCCAGUGAGGCUAUCACGCAAGCAGGCUGUGGCCCAGGAGCUGUUUCUCAGCUACUUGCAACGCUGGGGCAAGGACUUUCUGCGGCGUCGUCUCGACUGGACGGUGCAAGAGGCGGGCGUACAUGAGACUCCGCGACAUCUGCAGUCCUCCAUUUGUCCCUGCCAGUAUGAGGAGGAGCUGCUGCGCAACAAAAUUAAAAUCAGUCUGCAGCAUCGUCAAUGCUGCGGCAUUAAUUGCAUCAACUGCUGGCUGUAGCAAGCGAGCGCAAGUUUAAAGUUCCAGAUUGAUUUGUGCAUUGUGAAAAUUAAACGAAUUGUUAAGCCAAGCGCAGUGUAUUUGUU